AUGGCAACCAAGGGAAAAGAACCUAUCAUGUGGACAGAAGAUAAAAACUCCCUGGAAGAAACGAAACGAUACAGAUUGUCCUUCUUUGGGCGCAGGAGAGUACCUCACGCGCUGGCCGUGCCCGCGUGUGAAGUCUGGGAAUAUGAGGUAGCAGGAACAGUGAAUGAAAUAUGGAACCAUCUCCCGAAGAAGCUGUCUCGCUGGAAAUUAUACCGGCGUGAGUUGUUACACUACCUGGAGCACUUCUUGCAGGCUCUUAUUAACAGAGAUCGUUUGUCAGCCCCCACAAGCAGAACUGAGUCAACGUGGGAGAGCUUCGUCGCCUGCUGUAAAGGGCAGGGGUUGCUCUCUUCAGAGGGACUUGACGCCAGAGCGUGCCAUUACUUGACAAAUGUAGCCGCUUCUAGGCCACUGUAUUUUAUUCUGGAUGACAAUUUUUAUUAUCGAAGCAUGAGAUAUGAAGUGUACCAGCUGGCUCGCAAAUAUUCUUUGAGCUUCUGCCAGUUAUUUUUAGAGUGUCCACUUGAAUGGUGCUUGCAAAGAAAUCGUCUAAGAAGUCAUCCUUUACCCGAUCAGACAAUAUAUCUAAUGGCAAGAAAAAUAGAAAGGCCAGAUCUUGAGAAUAAUGCUUGGGAAAAGAACAGCCUCAUCCUGAAAAGUUUUGAAUGUACUUUGGAGGAUAAUUUGCAGAUCAUUCACUUGCUGGCCAAUGCUUUGGAAAAUCCAGUGAAGCCAAAUGAGGAAAAUACAGAGGAAAAGGAAGUAGAUCGAGCAAUCUGUGCAGCUAGUACUGUCCAUCAAGCUGAUCAGACUUUCAGACGAGUCAUCUCUCAAACAAUGAAGGAUGCAAAAGAUAAAAAGGUAUGCCCAAGUGAGAUGAAGAGCCUGGCAGAGGAACUCGGCAAACUCAAAGCAGAAUUUUUAGAAGAUUUACGACAAGGAAGUCAUCUGAAAAAUCAGAUUUACCAACAAAAUAGUGACCCUGUAACAAGUAUAACUUCUUCAUUCCAGUAUGAGGCAAUCAAUGUAGUCAAUAAAUAUAUUUUUAAAUAAUGACAUGUAAUACUUUUUUUCCAGAGUUAAAAGUAUUUAAAAUGUAAUAUGGCUUUUAGCAGUACUGCUGAAAAAAUUUGAGAGAUGAAACUUAUUUCCCUGGAAGUUUGUGCCCUCACGUAACAUCUCUCCCUGUAAAAGAAGCCUGGUCUAGCAUGAUGUGUUUGAUUUUGAAGAUCAAGCCAACAAAAAAAAAUCACUAGAUUCUUAGAUUUAAAUUUCACAGAAUCAUAGAAAAAUUAAGUAUGGGAGGGACCUCUGGAAGCUGUCUAAUCCAACCUCUUUCUUGAAGCAGGGUUAAUUUCAGGCUGGAUAGGUUUCCUCAGAGCCUCAUCUAGCUGAGUUUUGAAGAGCACCUUUGCUCUUUUCCUUACCUGUGUGAGUUACUUUCUGCACAAGAGCACAGCUUCACCUGUAGACCUUUUGAUUAGCCUGAUAGAUAGGAAAUGUUCUGAUGUUUUAAGAGUUGCGUGCCUGAAACUCCUCUGACAAGAGGGAAGUUUGCUACUUAUGUGAAUGAUCUGCACUACUUCAAAAGGUGGGGAAGAAAAAGGGUAAGCUUUCAUUGCACUUCAUAGGAAGAAUAUCUACUGAGAAUAUCUAUUUGGUUCAGCUCCUUGGGGGACUUGAGUAAAGGACUGUUUCAUUUCUGGACAUUGAUCAGCUCUGCUGUGUCAAAACUGGUAUAGUCCUGAAUGCUUGCACAGCUCCUAAGUGCCUAGGAAGGUAGAAAAAAUGAGGAAGGAUGGAGUUCAGCAUUUCAAGAAUGAGGUGGCAUCUAUACAAUGAACUAUGGCAUCUAAAGUCAGGACUUGGGAAACUAAAUCAGGACUUGAGGGGAACUUAGGUGUCUAAAGUCUCUUUUUUGGAUCAGGGUCUUGGCCUCUCAGCCUGUUUCCCUGACAGCAACUUUAGAAGGAAGAGAUUUGAUAACGCAUUUCAGCUUAGGCUCCCGAAAGCUGUAUGCGCAUAUGUGUGUGUACGUGCAUAAGACUAACUCAGAUGUCCAAAAGAACUUGAAAGUUUGGUUUUGCCUUGAACAUUGUGAUGAAUAAUACACUCAAAUUCCAUAUGCAGUGAUGACAGCCUUACUGUGAUUAAAAACUCAUUUCAGACAUGGAAACGCCGUUGAUAAUCAGGAAAUAUAAAAAUAGCAUGAUAAAUAAGACAUUUGGAAGGUGAGCAAAUACGAAAGACGAUGAACUCUAGAACUGAACUCCUUUCAUAUCAUUUGCAACUGUAGAAGCAGACAAAAAUAAACAUACUGUUCCCCCUUCCCCUCUGAAAUGGUAAAUCAGCUAAAUGAUUAUAGAGACUGCUGAAGUGCACAGCUCCUUGGGACUCCAGUUCACUGCUUGUUAUUUGCAGCUUGCCCUAGAAGUGCCUUGACUAUACCUGAUGUGAUGAAUCCUGGAGGGAAACAGGAGCUGGUUGUUACGUACUUGCUCUCCACAGGUCCAAACAGACUCUAAGGACCAGAUGAAUCAGUUCCAGUUUACUAGGCCAUAUACAAGCAUGAGCGCAGGGGAUUCAGUUGUAAUAAUUCACUGCAGACUACGGCAGUCCGUACACAGCUUUCAAACAGCAGUUCACCAGGAUCCAGCUGUUGCAGCAUAUGCAAUUUUAAGAACAACUAACAUUAAACUUAAUUAGAAAGUGUUAUUUUAUUCAUAUCUUACAAAAGCAAAGCUUCACAACAUGAACUACACUAGAUAUAGUCAAGUUAUUUCAAAACUUGUCUUCUGAAAACAUUCACUACACAAUAAAAUUUAUUUUACAAUUCUAACAGCUCUCAAUUUUGCAUACAAAAUAUGCUCUUUACAUUGAAAUACAUAUUUUUAACAAAGCAGGUACUUAGAAGCACAUACACAAAGACUGCUCAAUGAAAAAUGCUUCAGCAGGGAAUAGAUUUUCCUGCAGCAGAACAUCCAUUUGCUGUAGAUUUUAAAAGAAACUUAAAAUUAAUGGAAAACUUGCCAGUGAAGAUUUCUAAAUUACAUUCCCUUCGUCAAAAGAAAAAACAAACAAACAAGCAAAACCUCGAAACAUUCUGGAACAAAACAAAUAGCAACAGAACAUUGUGCUAGAAAAGACUGUUAAAACAUGUCUUCUAGCACUGACUUUUAUGUUAACAUGCCAAUCAACAUUUUAUGUCAAAAUUAUCUAAACACUGUAUCUGUGAAAAGUCACCUAUUAUUCCCUGUUAAGCUUCUCCACAGCUGGUUUAAGUAUUAACAGAGAUAACUAAUCUACCAACAACUUCAGUCUAUUAUUUGCAUGUUUGGUGAAAUAUUCAGUCUCAAAAUACUAAGUCUGUAUUAAGAGUACUAUAAAUAGUGCAUGUUAAAAAUAUGUCCAAAAAAGUUAUAAAAUAAUCUAGUAACAGGUUAAAAAAAAAAAAAAAAACACCUCCACAAAGUUAAUGUUUUCCAACUACAGAAUUUAACAGAAUCAAGCUGUGGAAAAAAUUCAGCUCAUCCUCAAACUUUCCUGUUAAUACAAGUGAAAAAGCUAAUCAGCACCUUAUACAUUAUAAGGAUUUGUUUUGUUUUCUUUUUAAGUUAGUGCAGUGUAGCACAUGGAGAACUCAAUAUGGUUAAGUCCUACUAACCUAAGGCUCGAUCCUGCAAUUCCUUACAAGUAUUUACUUGUGCAAGACCUGUCAGGAUCAUACUCUAAAACAAUUUUGCAGAAUUAAUUCUGCUCUUUAAAUUAUAGUAAAUGGUAUACACAAAAUUAUGAAAAACUACUAUGCAAAUACACCUUCCAAACAUACUCAGUAGUCAGAAGGAAAUAGGUAUAGUCAAGAUACUGUUUGGCACAACUGAACACACGGUAUUAUGUUGAAAAACUAAGAAUCCUAGUCCAGAAGCUGACUCUCUGAAGGACUUGGAAGUCAGCGCGGAUUCCCCGCCCACAGAUCUGGUUGUGAAAGGCAUGAUGCCAAAGCCUGUUGCCUCCUAAGAAUUCCCCCUACAAACGAGAGCUUGCACAAGGAAAGACAGAAAGCUAGUUUUAAAGCGUUCAAAAGUUUUUAGAUGUCCAAAGAAUUCUCUUUUUCUUGGGUACCUUGAAGUAGAAAAAGUGAUAUUAAAUCAGUAGUUUUAAAAUAUUUCUAAAUAAUUUGCAAGGUUUGGGGUUGGGCUUUUUUUUUUUUUUUUAAAUACUGAGUUCUAUUAUUAAGAACAUGAUACACUUAAUCCUCAGUAUGGGAUCCUCUCCUGAAUGAGAGCCCCUUUUUAUAAAGAUAAUGCAAGGUGUUUUCUUACUACCAGCUACUUCUAUUGACCUAACUAUUCUUUUAUCUAAAAUUUCUUCCAGGGCAUCACUGUUCGCAAAACCAUUUCACAAAUUGCCAAAUCAUUAGCCUACAUUAAAAAAAA
Molecule: messenger RNA, 4436 nt
Organism: Struthio camelus australis
Lineage: Eukaryota; Metazoa; Chordata; Aves; Struthioniformes; Struthionidae
Source: RefSeq, a predicted model, not a curated record